AUGGGCUGGUUAGUUGAGCACCGAGUUAGCUUGGAUUGUAUGACUAAGAGGGUUGUUUUAAGGACUGUGGAAGAUAAAGAAGUGGUUGUGAUCGGUGAGUGUCGAGAUUACUUGUCUAAUGUGAUCUCCGCUAUUGUGGCUGAGAAAUUGGUUCAGAAAGGGUGUGAGGCAUUUUUGGCCUACGUUAGUGUUUCAAUUUCUAGGGACUCUUCUAUUAGGGAUAUCAAAAUAGUAAGGGAAUUUCUGGAUGUUUUUCCUGAAGAGUUACCAGGUUUACCUCUGAAUCAAGAAGUUGAGUUCUGCAUUGAGCUUCUACCGGGUACAGCUCCGGUGUCCAUCGCUCCAUACUGUAUGGCACCGAAGAAGCUUACAGAGCUUAAGUUCAUCGUAAUCUUCAUCGACGAUAUUCUGGUUUACUCUAAGACUGAGGAUGAGCAUGAUGAGUAUAUUAAAGUACUGCUUCAGAUACUCCAAGAGAAACAACUCUACGCUAAGUUGAGCAAGUAUGAGUUCUGGUUGCGCGAGCCUAAGAAUGUAUCUGAGAUUUACAGUUUUUUGAGUCUUGCGGGAUAUUAUCGACAGUUUUUCGAGAGGUUUUCUUUGAUUGCAGCUCUUUCAACUAAGCUUCUGUGCAAGGGUGUUCCUUUUGUCUGGAAUGAUGUGCAACAAUCGAGCUUCAAGAAGCUUAAGUCUAUUCUGACUCAGGCUCCUAUUCUGAUACAGCCUAAAUAUAGUAAGGAAUUUGUAGUGUAUAGUGAUAUGUCGCACGUCGAUUUGGGAUGUGUACUGAUGCAAGAUGGUAAUAUUAUGGCUUAUACAUCCCGUCAGCUUAAGUCACACGAGGGAAAUUAUCUAACACAUGAUCUUGUAUUAGCUGCUGUGCUUAAAGACUAUGACUGCACGAUAGAGUAUCAUUCUAGUAAGGCCAAUGUGGUGGCCGAUGCUCUCAGUCGUAGAGCGAUGACUGAUUUGAGAGCGAUGUUCGCUCAUCUUAGUCUGUUCGAUAAUGGGGGUCUGUUGGUUGAGCUGCAAUUCCGACAGGUUGAGAGUGGCAGUACAUCUGAUUUUGGGUUGAAUAAAGAUGGGGUUCUAUGUUUUCGAGGUCAGCAAGUUAAGGCUGAGCACCAGUUGCCUUCGGGUUUGCUACAACCUGUUAAGAUUCCUUUAUGGAAAUGGGAACGAGUGACGAUAGACUUCGUUAGUAGGUUGCCCUUGACACCCAUUAAGAAAGAUUCUGUUUGGGUCAUCGUGGAUCGAUUGACCAAGUUCGCUCAUUUUAUUCUGGUUCAGACGGAUUACUCUCUGCAAAAGUUAGUGAAGCUUUAUAUCUCCGAGAUUGUAAGACUACAUAGGGUUCCUAUUUCGAUAAUUUCUGAUAGAGAUCAUCGCUUCAAUUAUUGGUUUUGGAGGAAACUGAAUGAGGAUCUAGGUCCUGAGUUGGUUUCCGAGACUGAAGAUAAGGUUAGACUGAUUCGGGAUCGUCUGAAGGCGGCUUCUGAUAGACAAAAGUCUUAUGCAAAUAUGAAAAGGAGAGAUAUCGAGUACUCUGUGGGUGAUUUUGUUUUUCUUAAAUUUUCUCCGUGUAAGAAAGUUCUGAGGUUCGGUCGUAAGGGCAAGUUGAGCCCUAGGUGUAACACCCCUAACCUACAUCCUUCGCCGAAACAGGGUUACAGAAUACUAUAG
Messenger RNA from Gossypium raimondii (Peruvian cotton), 1683 nucleotides. RefSeq lists its product as uncharacterized. NCBI's taxonomy places the organism in Eukaryota, Viridiplantae, Streptophyta, Magnoliopsida, Malvales, Malvaceae. The coding region runs from base 1 to 1683 and encodes 560 amino acids. The transcript has 7 exons. The record is from RefSeq and is a predicted model, not a curated record. Gene Ontology annotation, molecular function: nucleic acid binding.